Messenger RNA from Staurois parvus, 388 nucleotides. NCBI's taxonomy places the organism in Eukaryota, Metazoa, Chordata, Amphibia, Anura, Ranidae. The record is from the annotation of a GenBank genome assembly.
AAGUUGUUGUCCAGACACCACCUGGCGGUACCUCUAGCACUCCACAGAACAGGAUUCCCCAGAGCGCGGAAUCUAAGCCCCAGUCUGCUGUUCACCAGGGCCCCUGAUGGUGGGAGAUGGACUUGGAGCAGACUGAGACCAGGUUGUGGCCCCUGAGUACACCCACCUGUGGUAGAGGGAUCCGCCAGAAGUGUGUACAGGUGGAGAGCCUGACGUGAAGAGGCGGUGGAUCCGUGCAGGAUGGAUGGACGGAUGACAGUGCAAGUAUAGCGUAAUCAGACAGGCCAGGUCGGUAACAGCGGAGGCAGAACGGUACAGAGCACCAGACAGAGAGUAGUCGGGUCACAAGCCAAGUUCAGCAACAGGAGGUCAAGUAAUCAGGUAGGCA